Messenger RNA from Danio aesculapii, 1523 nucleotides. RefSeq names its product progestin and adipoQ receptor family member Va (gene paqr5a). Gene Ontology annotation, cellular component: membrane. The record is from RefSeq and is a predicted model, not a curated record. The transcript has 9 exons. Gene Ontology annotation, molecular function: signaling receptor activity. NCBI's taxonomy places the organism in Eukaryota, Metazoa, Chordata, Actinopteri, Cypriniformes, Danionidae. The coding region runs from base 247 to 1284 and encodes 345 amino acids.
CUGUGUGUCAAGAGGGAAAACUCAAACAUUCACUGUAUGUUGUUUAUUCAGUUCAUACACUGAACGUCGAAACCACAUCUCCAUAUGACGGGAGAGGUUUAUAGAACCAUCCUGAUCUGGUGACUGGACUGGGAGAUACCAUAAUUAAGGAGAACGCUGUUGCAAAGAAGACUUCAAAAGAAGCAGUCAGGGAGCUCUUUAUGUGGCAGAUGGUCUCUCCACCUUGUGAUUUCUGUGUCUUCUAAUAUGCUCAAUCUCAUCAAGCUACCUCAAGUGUUCACCAUCAACCAGGUUCCAAAAGUCUUCCAUGAAGAUGGCAUCAUUUCAGGGUAUCGCCACCCAUGCAGCUCUGCCAAAGACUGCGUGCUAAGUCUUUUCCAGCUAACAAAUGAAACCCUCAAUAUUUGGACUCAUUUUCUGCCUACAUGGUUUUUCUUGUGGAAACUGCUGACGGUGGUGCUAGUGCAGGAGGACUGGCGGGAUCCUUUCACGUGGCCUUUCCUGGUGUUCCUGCUGUCAUGCUGUGUGUAUCCACUGGCUUCCAGCUGCGCUCACACCUUCAGCACCAUGUCUGAACGGGCCAGGCACAUCUGCUUCUUCUUUGAUUAUGGAGCACUCAGCUUCUACAGCCUUGGUUCUGCCAUCAUCUACUCUUCUUACUCAUUUCCAGAUAAAUGGGUUAAUGGCCCAUUUCACUUAUACUAUGUUCCUGUAGCUGUUGUCAACUCUGUUAUCUCCACUGCUCUUGCCUGCUACUCAAGACUUGGUUUACCAUUUUUUGAGUAUAAUUGCCACAGCAUUAAAAGACCUUCUGGGAAAUUGGAUCAGAAGCUUUGUAAAUGUCUCCGGAUAAUUGCGUUUGUUUAUCCAUAUCUCUUCGAUAACAUCCCCCUCUUUUACAGAAUCUUUGUGUGCGCUGGUGAAGGUUGCACUUUUAAUGAGGCCAAUACGGUUCACUAUCAGCACACAUCAUUGGCUUUCUUCACUGGCUUUCUUUUUGCCACACACCUGCCCGAACGACUGGCUCCUGGCAGUUUUGACUACAUAGGUCACAGUCAUCAGCUCUUCCACGUGUUCGCUAUUAUUGGUACAUAUUUCCAGAUGACUGCCAUUGAACUUGACAUGGCUGCAAGGAAACAGUGGCUUCAUGCUCAUUUGCCACCAGUCACCUUUCUAAACACAGUAGGAGCUGCUUGUUUUAGUGUGGUCAGCGGGCUUUGUAUAGUAUAUGUCUUCAGUCUGGCGCUUUUCUCCACCAGAGGUGUGAAGAACAAAUCGUUCUGAAAUUUGACAUUUGGUUUUGUCACAGCACAGGCCAACCAAGUAAGCUUCCUCUGAAAAAAAUUAUAUUGUAUAUAUUAUAGCUUUGUUCAGUGGCCUGCUUGAACUGCUUGAAAAGAUUGUAAUCUGGAGGAAUGUAAGUCUGUACAAUUUGUAAUUUGUUUAUAAAUGUUGUGCAUGUUUUUAUCUACUUGAAAUCACAUUCUUAACAUUUGCACUAUUUAAAAACACAUUUCCAUGUU